Peromyscus maniculatus bairdii (prairie deer mouse) is the source of this 4444-nucleotide messenger RNA. The record is from RefSeq and is a predicted model, not a curated record. NCBI's taxonomy places the organism in Eukaryota, Metazoa, Chordata, Mammalia, Rodentia, Cricetidae.
AUCCCCCGUGGGGAGGAGGUCGAAGACUCCAUCCGCCAUGUUGGAUGCCGCAGAUUCGCCAUAACCUCUCGGGCUCUUUCCCUAAAAAAAUUAAAAAAAUCAAGAGCCAAGUUUCCUCAGGGUGCCCGGCCUUCUCGCUUGGCGCGGGAGGGAGCCCAGGAGGAGCCCGAGGCUUUUUUUUUUCACCCCCCCCUCCGCCGAGGGGGCGUUGCCAUGGAGACGCAGGCGGCAGAAAAUACAGCCAUCUUCAUGUGUAAAUGCUGUAAUCUUUUCUCACCAAAUCAGUCAGAACUCCUGACCCAUGUUUCUGAGAAGCAUGGUGAAGAGGGGGUCAAUGUGGAUGAUGUCAUCAUUCCUCUCAGGCCUCUGAAUACUCCUGAAACCCCUAACCCAAGCAAGAGCGGAGAUGAGUUUUUGGUUAUGAAGAGGAAGCGAGGCAGGCCUAAGGGUUCCACGAAGAAGCCCAGCCCUGAAGAGGAGGUAGUCGAGAGCCUCGUGAGCCCCAGUGAGGACGGUCCCCUGGCCCCGGAGGAAGGGAGUGACCUGGCGCCCAGCAGCUUGGAGUGUAGCAAGUGCUGUCGGAAGUUCUCCAACACACGCCAGCUGCGCAAGCACAUCUGCAUCAUUGUGCUGAAUCUGGGUGAGGAGGAAGCAGAUGCAGGUAACGAGUCAGACCUUGAGCUAGAAAAGAAGUACAAAGAAGAUGAUCGAGAAAAGGCUGCAAAAAGACCACGGGCUCAGAAAACAGAGAAAGUCCAGAAGAUUUCAGGAAAAGAGGCAGGGCAGCUUUCUGGAGCCAAGAAGCCCAUCAUCAGCGUGGUCUUAACUGCUCAUGAAGCCAUUCCAGAAACACAAGUGGUUAAAGAGGAAUCUUUUACACACUUGCCCUUGACCCCCACUCCACUUACACAGUUAGGUCCCACCCAGCUGAAGAUCUUCACGUGUGAGUACUGCAACAAGGUCUUUAAGUUCAAGCACUCACUGCAGGCGCACCUGAGGAUCCACACGAACGAGAAGCCAUACAAGUGCUCCCAGUGCAGCUAUGCCAGCGCCAUCAAGGCCAACCUCAACGUGCACCUGCGAAAGCACACGGGCGAGAAGUUCGCCUGCGACUACUGCUCCUUCACCUGCCUCAGCAAGGGCCACCUCAAGGUGCACAUUGAGCGCGUGCACAAGAAGAUCAAACAGCACUGCCGCUUCUGCAAGAAAAAGUACUCGGACGUCAAGAACCUCAUCAAGCACAUCCGGGACAUGCAUGACCCUCAGGACAAGAAGGUCAAGGAGGCCUUGGAUGAGCUCCGCCUGAUGACGAGGGAGGGCAAGCGGCAGCUGCUCUAUGACUGCCACAUCUGUGAGCGCAAGUUCAAGAACGAGCUAGACCGGGACCGCCACAUGCUGGUCCAUGGCGACAAGUGGCCCUUUGCUUGUGAGCUCUGUGGCCAUGGGGCCACUAAGUACCAGGCCUUGGAGCUGCAUGUCAGAAAGCACCCCUUUGUUUACGUCUGUGCUAUAUGUCUCAAGAAGUUUGUCAGCUCCAUCAGGCUGCGCUCCCAUAUCCGAGAGGUGCAUGGGACAGCCCAGGAGACCUUGGUCUUCACCAGCUCCAUCAACCAGAGCUUCUGCCUCCUGGAGCCUGGUGGGGACAUCCAGCAAGAAGCCCUGGGGGACCAGCUGCAGCUGGCAGCUGAGGAAUUUGUGUGCCCGGAAAUAGAUGGGCACAAGGAGGAGACUUGUCCUGGGGAAGCUCAGCCUGAGGCAGGCGCAAGGGAGCUGGAGGCCCCUGAAGAAGCAACUGCCCCGGCUGUGCCCUUGACCACCUCCAAGACUGAAAGUCCUUCCCUGUCCCCCAGCAAACUAGGAACCACUGUGGUCUGCUCUGACCUCAACCCUCUUGGAGUGGUUUCCGAUGAUUUUUUACUGAAAAAUGAUACCUCCUCUGCUGAGGCUCAUGCUGCCGAGACAACCUUGGAUGCACAGCAUGGAGGCUCAGCCCAGACUCAGGGUGAAGAAGUCACACUGCUGCUGGCCAAGGCCAAAAGUGCCGAACCAGACCCAGAGACCCAGAGUGACCAGGGCCCUCCAGGGGGAGGGCAGAAUUCGGUCACUCUGCCAGCCAGUGAAUCUGACUCCAACGGGUGUCUCAGGUCAAACCCAGCGGAGGCCCCAGACCUCCUUCCUACAGCGGCUGAUGGAGGGGACCUUGGAAUGUGCCAGCCUGACUCUUGCAAACCCUCCUCUGAGCACCACCCUGGCAGCACAGCGUUCAUGAAGGUCCUAGACAGUCUCCAAAAGAAGCAGAUGAACAUCAGUCUAUGCGAGAGGAUCCGGAAGGUCUAUGGAGAACUGGAGUGUGAAUACUGUGGCAAACUUUUUUGGUACCAAGUGCAUUUUGACAUGCAUGUCCGCACCCACACCCGGGAACACCUGUAUUAUUGCUCUCAGUGUCACUAUUCCUCCAUCACCAAAAACUGCCUUAAACGCCAUGUCAUUCAGAAACACAGCAACAUCUUGCUGAAGUGCCCCACUGACGGCUGUGACUACUCGACUCCAGAUAAAUAUAAACUACAGGCCCAUCUUAAAGUUCACACAGAGCUGGACAAAAGGAGUUAUUCUUGUCCUGUAUGUGAAAAAUCUUUUUCAGAAGACCGAUUGAUAAAGUCACAUAUCAAGACCAAUCAUCCCGAGGUCUCCAUGAACACCAUUUCUGAGGUUCUUGGGAGAAGGGUCCAGCUCAAAGGGCUAAUUGGAAAGCGAGCCAUGAAGUGUCCAUAUUGUGAUUUCUAUUUCAUGAAGAACGGCUCAGACCUUCAGCGGCACAUCUGGGCUCAUGAGGGUGUGAAGCCCUUCAAAUGUUCUUUAUGUGAAUAUGCAACUCGUAGCAAGAGCAACCUCAAGGCUCAUAUGAAUCGCCACAGCACUGAGAAGACCCACCUCUGUGACAUGUGUGGCAAGAAAUUCAAAUCCAAAGGGACACUGAAAAGUCAUAAGCUCCUUCACACAUCGGACGGGAAACAGUUCAAGUGCACAGUGUGCGACUACACAGCAGCCCAGAAGCCACAGCUGCUGCGGCACAUGGAGCAGCAUGCCUCCUUCAAGCCUUUCCGCUGUGCCCAUUGUCAUUACUCAUGUAACAUCUCCGGAUCUCUGAAGCGACAUUACAACAGGAAGCACCCCAACGAGGAGUACGCCAACGUGGGCAGCGGGGAGCUUGCAGCUGAAGCACUCAUCCAGCAAGGUGGCCUGAAGUGUCCUGUUUGCAGCUUUGUCUACGGCACCAAAUGGGAGUACAACAGGCACUUGAAGAACAAGCAUGGCUUGAAGGUAGUGGAGAUUGAUGGAGACCCCAAAUUGGAGCCGGCAACAGAGACUCCAGAGGAGCCCUCCACCCAGUACCUCUACAUCACCGAAGCCGAAGAAGAUGUUCAGGGGACACAAGCCGCGGUGGCUGCCCUUCAGGACCUGAGAUACACCUCCGACAAUGGUGAUCGACUUGACCCCACAGCUGUGAACAUCCUGCAGCAGAUCAUUGAGUUGGGUUCAGAGACCCACGAUGCCACCACUGCUGUGGCCUCCGUGGUUGCUAUGGCUCCUGGAACAGUAACUGUUGUGAAACAGGUCACCGAUGAGGAGCCCAGUUCCAACCACACUGUCAUGAUCCAGGAGACUCUGCAGCAGGCCUCCGUGGAGUUAGCCGAGCAACACCAUCUGGUGGUGUCCUCUGAUGACGUGGAGGGCAUUGAGACAGUGACCGUGUACACACAAGGCGGGGAGGCCUCAGAGUUCAUCGUGUAUGUACAAGAGGCCGUUCAGCCCGUGGAGGAGCAGGUUGGGGAGCAGCCGGCCCCAGAACUCUAGAGGACCCUCGUCUCCUUCAGCAGCCUUGGCUUUGUGGGCACUGGGGACCACCUAACCUUGCCUACUGGCCCAGAUGGUGUUCUCUACACUGUCCUUGUGUGAGCAAGGCCAGUGCAUCACCAGCAAUACAGAACCCCAAUCCUCAGCACAAAUCACACCCCUGUCCCAGCAUCCUCUGUUUCCGGAAGACUUUUACAUCAACUGUCCUGCCCUGCCCCUCCCUUGCUUCAGGAUCCAGAGACUCCCAUCCCCAUCAGCAUCUUCUUUGGUUACAGCCCCAGCCCUUUGCUCCCCAGCCUCACCCCAGGUGCUCCUCCUCCUCUGGGCCCUCUGUGCUGUCUGUGAAAGGGAGACAGACACCACACAGCAAGUGGCCUUACGUAUUUGAAGUUAACCACUGGGUAGGGUGGGUAGGACCAUCCAAGCGCUCUCCACUGAGCCCCACCCUCCUCAGUGCAGGAGCGCUGGGAACAAAUGACUGACCCCCCCACUCCUCUAUCACAAGGGCCCAGCUUGGAAUUCUGUAUGCUUUUAAAAUAAAUGCGUUUUCUCUCUUCACCUCUCAUUCAGGGAGGUGGGAGAAAUAAAA